Messenger RNA from Histoplasma mississippiense, 2781 nucleotides. RefSeq lists its product as hypothetical. The transcript has 2 exons. Gene Ontology annotation, cellular component: cytosol. NCBI's taxonomy places the organism in Eukaryota, Fungi, Ascomycota, Eurotiomycetes, Onygenales, Ajellomycetaceae. The coding region runs from base 1 to 2781 and encodes 926 amino acids. The record is from RefSeq and is a predicted model, not a curated record.
AUGUCAACAGCCCAAAGCUUUGGGGCUGCGGAGCGCUCUGCAAACGAUGGUGGGCCAAAGUGCACUCCGGCUGAGCUGCUGUUGAGGGUGGUUCUCGCCGGGACUUUGACUCACUAUGAGACUCGGGGUAUGAUUGAUGAUAAACGGUUAGAGCAUAUGUUGCUUUCUGGGAAGCAGAUUCUUUAUAAGAGCCAUCAGGAAAGCGAAGUAAGGCAGAAUCUGGGCUUUUCACCGGCGAUAUGGCAAGGCCUCACCGACGUCUUGAGCAAAGCCAUCCCCGUUCUCGAAACACAAUCGUUGGCGGCUCCCGGAAACUGCGAAGAAUCGUCCUCCAACCUCAUAGCGUAUAACUACUUCUCGCUGGUAAAGGAUAUUGAACGGUUGAACGAUCUUUGUACAAUUGCGCGCAAUCUACUUGCGACGACGAAGAAGGCACAAAACUUGGCUGCUGAGAAGGGUUUUGAUCAAAGAAUCUUGCUGCUAAUUGACACAUGCGUCAGAGUUACUGCCAGAGGCUACGAUGGCGAAAGCAACGCUAGAAAUGAAGAAAGAUGGCAAAAAGUUGUUAAUCUCUACAAACGGCUACUAAUCACUUGCCUCCAGUUCCUCCAUAAUUUUAUCAUGCAUAACGAACAUCGGAAACUUGUGUUGUGGCUUGAUCUCUUUGGUUAUCAUCAAAAUGGCGAGUCAAGUAUAAUAACACCUAUGGAGCAGCCGUUGGAUGCUGGCGGCUCCCCCCCACAAGGUGUAGCACCAGUUGUAAGAGCGGGGGUACGACUUGUUAGUCCACCCUUGCGCACGAUCUACAACCGAAACGCGGAGGAUAUGUUGCUAGAAACGAUUUCAACUUUUCCCAGAGAACCGGCAUCGUCGAAAGAGGAAGCGGCUAUGAUGUUACUGGCCAACGUAAAGGAUCACAUGGAGAAGCUUCUGGGCCGGAAUCUUAAAGAAAUCCAACAGAUGGGUAAGGAUCCAGACCGAGUGACAGAAAUCCGUGCUGCGCUUACUGCAAUUUUGUCAGCCAAAAUGGAAGGCUGGGCAGAUUUGAAGGACCGAUUCCGUGAAGAUGGAACCGCCCUCGUCGAAGAGGAGCCGACCAGGAAAAAGGCGAUUCUCAGCAUCGAUCGGAGUGCUACGACGGGUUAUCCACGGACGUGUUGGACCGAUUUGCCAGAUUUAAAGGAAUACGGCGCCAUAGCCGCGGUCGACGCACCAGUUACCGCUCAAGACACCGCAAUGUCGCGAUCCCCCCAGUCAGCUGCAGAGACCUUACAGGAAGCGAAAGACGAGUUGAUGGCUAGACUUCAAGAGCCCUCGCCUAUCAUGGCCAACGGGGAGUUACAUUACGAGUCGAUGGAUGGUAAUGGUAUUCCACCAGAUGAUGACUCGCGUAGCCUAGAGGCGGCGGCAGAUGGCAGCGUUGACGAGGAAGAAGAUGACGAGGAUGAUGACGACGAUUAUACAGGUCGACCUGGGGACCAGCAACGUGGCUUACUCACAGAUAUUCCUCUCGUCCUAGGCCCUGCGGAAAUCGAGGCUCUGCCGAUGAUUAUCCAAGCAGGUAUUGUUGAUAGUUUCGGCCUUAAGGGUGGAGAACGAUCGGGGAAUAAAAAUAUGCAGGCGGUCCGCUGCCAUAUCCUUCUUACCCAGGAGACUGGUAGAAACCUUCUCCGCGAGCUAUUGAUUUUCAUUGCCGCCUGGGACCUUCCAGAUGAGGAAUUUUACUUUAAGAUGAUGGUUCAAAUCAUGGAAGCUGUGCUUAAGAAUGGUUUGAUGUCUCAUGCUUAUUCGGAUUUCGGGCAAGCAAAGGACAUCAUCUCGCCCGCCCAGGCUGUAGUAAUUAAAAUCCUCACGCACAUUUUCCGCGCUAAGUAUUCACCUCCUAAUAUCACCUCAGCAACUGAGACACCCACUGGCAGAAGCUCUGUCCCCGUCACAAAGGUUGAUGUGUUUACAGUUCGCUACAUCUUUACCGUAUUCCGGGGCAACAUUAUCCCUGAAACUUGUGCUCUGAUUUAUCUCCAAGGUCAAAUCCGCGCGGGCCAUGCACGUCCUGAGGACUUUCCACUAAACCUUUGGGACAUGGAACGUGUGUAUGAAGGAGUUUACCAGUUUCUGGAAUUCUUCGCCGUCCUCACAGAAAACACCGGCUGGAAAAACCUUCUUGUCCAGUGGGAGAUUGUGUACGAUCUGACUACCCUUCUCAAAGAGUUGGAGGGAAGUAUACCUAAAGGAUCACUGAGCUCCAUCAAUUCCGCCGCCACUGCAGCUUCACGUGCUGCUACCCAAUCGCCAAAAGAUGCAACAGCGGCGCAAGGUGCAAGCAACGUUCCUGUUGCGGUCGAACGACCGUACGAUCCGAACGAUCAAGAACCGGCUGAUGCGGCAACUGUCAGCCCAGGAUCCAGAGCCCACUCUCCUCCCGUAGGCAAUGACGACCCAUCCGACUUUGAGUGGCGCAACUUAAAGAAGCUGGUAGUUCUCGUCCUCUCCUCGCUCGUAUGGCAAUGCCCGGAAGUCCAAAACCAGAUCCGCAAGUACGGCGGUUUAGAGACUAUUCUGGCGUGCACGAAUUUCGACGCGCAUAACCCGUACAUCAAAGAACAUGCGGUGCUAUGUCUGAAGUUUUUGCUCGAGGGUAAUCGCGAAAAUCAAAAGGUGAUUGAGGAACUGGAAGCGAGAGAGGUUGUUAGUGAUGAAGGUGGGGUUCUGGAACAAAAAGGAUAUGAAGCGGUGAUCAACGAAGGGAAGCUGGCGAUUCGGACGAAAAGGGAUGCGUAG